Molecule: messenger RNA, 3186 nt
Organism: Plasmodium gonderi
Lineage: Eukaryota; Apicomplexa; Aconoidasida; Haemosporida; Plasmodiidae
Product: conserved Plasmodium protein, unknown function
Exons: 2
Coding region: 1-3186 (1061 amino acids)
Source: RefSeq, a predicted model, not a curated record
AUGAAACACUUGCACGCACUUUACCUUUUUUUAUUUCUUUUACGAUUUGUUAAAUGGUCUAGUGGAUAUAAAAGGAGGAAAAACAUAACUCCAUAUGGAUUCCUUUGUAGUAGUAGAAAUAACGUUCCAAACAGAAGAGUGAUUAUAAAAAGACACAAUAAUGUAAAAAAAAAAAGUGUAAAUAAUAUAAAGGACGUGAAAGAUAUCAAUGUGGGGGAACUAAAAGUAGGUAGAGUGUCCAAUGUCGUGGACAAUGAUAUAUAUGUGAAAUUAAAGACGGGUGAUAAUGAAGAAAUUAUAAUAAAAAAGGAAUACAAUUAUUUACUGGAAAAUGAACUUUUGUAUGAAUACUUGUACAGCAAUAAUUUUAUUGACCAUGUAAUAUAUAACAAACUGAUGAGGAAAGUGAAUCCCAAUUGGAAAGAUAAAGUGGUGCGUGCCGAACCUAAUCAGGUUACAGAUUGUGUUGUUCUGAUAAAAGAAAUAGACGAAAAAAAUAAGAUAAUUGGAGAAUUAUUUACCAGUGAAAUAAGUAAAAGAAAAGAAAAAAUUUAUGACAAAUUGAAUGAAUUGAAAAAUUCUGAAAAAAAAAUUUUCAUAAAAAUUUUGAAAAAUAUAAGGAAUAAAUAUUUUGUAGUUUUAAUAAAUGGUUGUAUAAGAGGUUAUCUAAUGUACGAUGAAAAUGAUGAGCAUAGUAAAAAUAUUCUACAAUUUGCACAAUCAAGUAAGAAGUUAGGUCCGAAAUUAAGUGCAUACAUUAUUGAAGUAAAUAAAAAAUUAGAAUAUGUUUUUUUAAGUUUAAAAAAAGUGCCAAAAAAUGAGAUGAAUGAAAAGUUACUAAAUUUGCAACACACAAUUGCUGUGGAAAAUUUAUUCGAAAAUGUAUACUUCAAAGGAGAGGUAUCUAAUUUUUGUAAUGAUGGGAAUAACAUAAUUGUAAAAAUUUUUGAAAAUCAAAAUAAUUCUAUAAAGGUGAAAAUAAAAUCACAUAACAUUAUUAACACUAGAAAUAUUCUCCGAAACUUUGAUUAUUUGAAAAAUAAAGUCAUAGAACACGAGUUUGGAAAAUAUUAUUCCCCUUCUGCCGUCGAACAAAUAAAUAAUGAAGAAAAGAUUCAUAACCACAAAAUGACAUCUCAAAGGGUUGAUCAUCAUGCAGAUGGAAAUCAGCAUAAUGUUCAUGGUCCACCUGAAACCCAAAUCCAUGGAGACACUUCUUGGCAUCAGAAAAAAGGAAAAGCAACAAUACAAAGAAAAGAUUACAAUGAAAAGUUUAAACAAUUUAAGGAGAAUUUCUACGGUUGUAACGACGAAGAUGCAUUGAAAUAUAUCAACGUAGAUGAUUAUAUUUAUAAAAAGGAAAAACUAUUGUACGUUCGAAUUAUUAACAAAACGUCCGAUCCAAAUCUGUACGAAGGGAGUAUGAUUAAAUCUGAUCCGAUUAACCCGCAGAUAUAUGACCUUAUAAAGAAAAUGUCUAGUGAAGAAAAUAUCAUAAUAAACUACGAUGAAAGACUAAGAUAUCCCUCAAAGGUGCUUGGAUUCUUCAACAAUUAUGUUAUACUCUCCACAAGGGUUUUAAGCACACAAUUGAUGGGUAACCAAGUGAGUGCAAACGUCGGUACUGAUGCAUCUACUAAGGUCGGUACAGAUGCCACCGCUAAUGCCGGUGCUAAUACCAGUGCAGUGACAAGGAGGGAAGACCUCUCCCAUAUCACGACGGGAUAUAGUAAAAUAGACAAAGGACAAAUAAAAGAUAUUGUCACGCUGAUAGAGAAGCGUUAUAUUGAUUAUGAAAAUUUGAAAGAAGGAGAUAUUUUCUUCUGCAGAUUUGAUAAUAUAAAAUGGAGAAAUGCCCGUAACAUAUUUAAUCUAUCCAAUAGCAUGAUUAAUAAAAUAUUUAAUUCAUACUUUAAGAGAGAAAAAGAUAUAAGAGUCUUAGUGAAGAAGGAAGAACAGCUUAAUGGAUCCACACCAUGGAAAAAAAAAACCAUUCCAAAGGAAGAAUCCACAAUGGAAUAUUAUGCCAAAAAAUGGGAGAAGAAAAAUGCGAACAAGUCUAAAGUACUUGAAGGUGAAAAAUCAAUAGAUCAACAAAUUUUUGAGGAAAUUUUUUUCGAAAAAAGAAAUUUUUACUUCAUGAGAGCUGAACUACAUAAGGAUACAGAAUAUCGAUUGAAUAAAAACAAUAUAGAUAAAAACUUCAAACUCCUGAAAAACAUAUGUGAUAACUACUACUCUGGUAUUAAUCAAGCAUAUCAUCGAUAUCCUAGCAUACGGGAAGAAUACAUACUGGCAUAUUUAGGAAAAGAUAAUUACAAGUUGUAUAGAAAAUUGGUAUCAGACUACUUUUGUUCGAAUGAACAUUCAUAUAAAGAAUUUCUUCAUGCUGAUUGUGAAAAUGUGGUUAUGACUGUUUUUGAUUUAGUUUUUGAAAAUCCAAAUAUAUUAACUGUUGAAAUGAUUAAAAAUUAUAACAAAGACUUAUAUGAAAGAAUUCACAAAUUGGGAAUUUACGAACUGAAUUAUUUACUUAAAGAUUUAAUUAAAUUAAAAAAUAAAUUACGCAUAUAUCCAUGUAGUUACAAAACGAAAAUUGGACGUAUGAAUUUGACAUUAAAUAAUCAGAAGCCUGUUAAAAAAGAGCACAUUCAAAAUUUACAAAUUCAUGAAAAUGUAAAAAAUGAAUUGAUUAAAAGUUAUAAUAAUUUCGUAUCUCCCGUUGAAUAUAUAAAAGAAAUUCUUUUAAAAAAAAAACAAGCCAUGUGUAUGGAAAAUAAAAACAUGUCAUCUAUUUACAUUCUAGCAGAGGAAACUAUAAAUCUUUAUGAAAACUCUGCCAAGGAUGUCGAACCACAUACCGAUGAACAAAUUGCAAUGCUCAAGGCUCAAAUUAACAGAAAACGUUCAUUCGGAACCUCAGGAAUGACAGAUGGGCAGGAUUCAUUUCAAGGGGCUUUAUUCGAUCCUGAAAACAGCCAAAUUAGACGCCUCCUCAAUAUGAUAAAGGAAGACCUAGAGAAGCAGAAAAAGAAAAACAAACUGGAUGAAGUAGACCGCGAAUAUGAUAAAGAACAGAAUAGCUAUAGCGAUGCAACUGAUCUUUACAAACAUUUCCCAGAACUCGAAGAAAUGGAUGAACUAACGAAAGAUAUGUUUUAUAUGAAAAUUCCGUUUGUUGAGUGA